UUUCGCAUCCUAUCGAAUCCAAAUAAGCGGUUUAGUGAACUUAAGAUAAGAAUUCAAGUUCGCUCCCUCAUUUCCUUCCCUUUUCUCUCUUUUUCUGUUGUAUGGUUAACAAUGUUGUUAUCGCCAUCAAUUAGUACUCUCAAAACCCCAAUAAAGCUUAACAAUGGCAUCUACAGAAGAAAUCUCCCGCUUUCUUCAUCAACCCUCAAGGUGGUUUCAAUGGCGAAGGGCACAAGCGACGAGACUGACGGCGGAAUAGUCCAGACAAUAGCCAUAGCCGGAGGAUUGAUCUCUACUCCCGUCAUUGCUUGGUCACUCUACACUCUUAAAACUACUGGUUGUGGGCUCCCUCCUGGACCCGGUGGUUCAAUUGGAGCCUUGGAGGGUGUUAGCUAUUUGGCGGUGGUUGCCAUUGUAGGAUGGUCUUUGUACACUAAAGCUAAAACGGGUUCUGGUCUUCCUAAUGGUCCUUUUGGUUUGCUUGGUGCUGUUGAAGGUUUCUCAUACUUGUGCUUGCUCGCCAUUCUUGUAGUGUUUGGAUUAGAGUUCUUGCAGAAGGGUUCCCUCCCAGGUCCGCUCCCAACCGAUCAAUGUUUUGGGUAAUUUUAUGUUUGACUAAAUUGUAAUUGUGUAUGUAUGUUCACUAGAUAAUAUCAAUAAGAUCAGUAAAAUUCAUAAUAAAAAAAUGUUUGUAAUUCUUGCUGAUGUGCAGACUUUAGGGCUGAUUCUAGAUAUCAUUAAAUUCGAGUUAUUGGUGAAUAUAUUUUUGAGGAAAUUGGAAGAUUAUAUGACUCA
Amaranthus tricolor (Joseph's coat) is the source of this 795-nucleotide messenger RNA. RefSeq lists its product as uncharacterized. Bases 112 to 603 code for a protein of 163 amino acids. The record is from RefSeq and is a predicted model, not a curated record. The transcript has a single exon. Lineage: Eukaryota; Viridiplantae; Streptophyta; Magnoliopsida; Caryophyllales; Amaranthaceae.